UGGAGACAUGGCGCUACUAUGAGACGAAGUAAAUUGGAAAUAUGGCGUCGUUUGGCAAGGGUAUGUGGAAUGCAGGAUGUUUAGAAACGGCUUUUUCGUCCUGCAAAGGAAAACCAGUUCUUGCAGUGUAUAAGGGCCUUGAACACGCAUUAACUGAUCCAAACAAGCAAUAUCGUGACAAAGUAAAUGCCCUGUUAUCAUCCUGGGAACAUGUCUGUGCACUGCUACAAAAUUCCACUGCAGAAGUCAAAAAUAGUAUGAUCCAAUGGAUAGUCAGGCACACCCUGAAUGUUGUUCUACGCAAGCAGUGGCCUGGAAGUUCAAGAGCUACAAAAACACAUUUGAUUGUUAGCUUGAAGAGAUGUUCAUCAUUACUCACGGGAUCUAAUGCCCACAUGUGCCAUAUUCUUUCUGAAAUGGUGAACAAGCCAUGGGCUCAUCCUUUACUGCGAAAAGUCAUGGAAGAGUCUGAGUGUAUCACUGAAGAGGAAGCCCUUAAUUUCUGUAAAUAUGAAACUUCAUGCAUAGUUAUAAUGAGACUGCAGAUAUUGGUUGAAGAAGGAUUGUCGGAGUACUCAACUUUCAAAUACGCUGAAUUUGUAGCAGCAUGUUUAUCAUUUCAUGAUCCAUCAUGGGCAGAAGAUGCACCUGAGGAGGACACCAUGUUUGUUCAUUACACAUACCUGGUCCUGCUUUUAAAAUUCAGGAAGAGUGAUAACUUACUUGAUUAUAUCAGAAUAAUGAACCUGAAUGAAGGAUUGAAGUUUAUGAAAAGUCUGACAAGGAUAAAGACUAUAGUUCCAUGUUCAGAAUGGCCGGGACUGUGCAAAAAUGUAGCAAAAUUUGCUGCUAAGUAUUUUUUGAGUUUGGCGUUAAGAACGCCAGAAUGUGAAAAUAUGUUGUUAAAAGAUGUUGCAAGUGAGUUUGUGUUGUGUUGUGAAAUGGACUUCCAGUUUGUGUGUGAUCAUAUGAGACUCAUGCCCCAUCUUGCCGCUACUGUGACACACAUGUAUAUAUUGUGUGAAGUUCUGGAGGAGAAGUUUGGUGCGAUAGCGAAGUCCUUCUGUGUGCAAGGAUUCAUAAGACGCCUGUUUUCUGAAAUAGGCACAAUUGAAGAGCUACAAACAACACGUCAAGAGGAAGGGGACUCUCAAGAAAAACGUGACUUGCUUUCCGAUUUGCAGUGUAUGUUGUCUGAUGGAUAUUUGAAACUGGGUCACUUGCUGCGAGAGAACUUGAAUGUCUACAAGGAGUGUGUGCUAACAGCAUUCUCAUUAAACCCUACAGAGGAUUUAUACCACCAUUUACAUAGCCUUGCCUCUUUAAGUGGUAAAUGUAUUUCUGAUGAAAAUAAAUGUACAGAAAUUGUAGAGCAGCCCCUGGUUCAAGACUGCACCAUUACAAAGCUACCUAUUAAUGAACACUUAGAAAAAACAAAUGAAAGUAAUUAUGCUGGCAAUGCAGACUUUGCAUAUAUGAAUAUGCCAUCAACGUCAUCUGCUGUGUUCCCUAAAUAUCAAAUAAGGCCACAGACAAGGCAUACAGCCUCACGUGGGGAUAUACCCAUUGCCACUUCAUCUUUACUAACUGUAAGGUGCAGAUUGAAAGAGGAUGACAAGAGAGACUUGGGAGCAUUGUAUGCAAUGAGUGGAAACCUAUUUACUAGUGCUGAAAACUAUGAUCCCUAUAGUGCCCCCAAUCAUGUGUUAGAUGCAGGAGAAUUCAAGUUCUCUAGAACUGUACUUCAUGAUUUAGUAUCUGUGUUAAACAAUCCACGAAACAAACAGCUUAGUUGGGCAGAGGGUUGGGCUCAGCUAAGCAGGAAUUGUCUGGAAUACUUAAGAAACAGAGAGACACGAAAUUGCAUGAAGGAACUGAAAUUUCUGGAAAUUGAUUAUGAGAAAUACCGUGACUGGCCAAGAUUGUGUGACUAUGGAGGUAUAGAGAAGGGAUAUGAACAGUGGGCAGAUAUCAGUAAUGAUUCAGAACAACUUUGUAUUACAAGUAAUUACAAACAUAGAUCUUCAGAGUUAACUGUAGAUUCCUGUAUAGAUUCGGCAACACAGGAUAGUGUAGAUACUGUAUUUACAUUAAAACCAGUCCGGAAACGAAAAGUGAAGAAACCUGGAAAAUCCCCACAAAAAGGAAAGAGGGGAAGAAAAAGUACAAAUGUCACACAUAGCAGUGUUAAAAGUAUUGUUUCACAAGGUCCCAUAACUGGCUUCUCGGAUUGCACUCAGGACAGCCAAAUUGAGGAGAACAAUGAAAGAAAGAUUGCAGCAAAGAUUUGUAAGGAUAAAUGUAUUAGGAAGUUUACAUACAGGAGGAAGAGGUGUAAGACUGUGGAAAAAAUAUCUACACUAGAAACAGACUGGCCACAGCAAACUGAGGUUAGAGGCAGUCUUAAAAAGACAGUUAAUAAAAAGUUUACUAGGAAAUCUAGCAAAUGUUUGAAGCGUGUGAAAAGCUUAGAACAUGCUUCUCCAAUAGAAACAGACUGCACAAGUGAUGAAGUGACAUCUGUUGGACCAGAUAUCUGGAAAAGAGGUUAUAAUAAUUUAGACAAAAAUAUGUAUAUGAAAAACCCUGAACUUUCCUUGUUAGAAGUAGAUGAGGUACCAAAUAUUCAGGCUAGUACUUCAGUGAAGAGUUAUAAGAAGAAAUAUGUUAAAAAGUCACGCAAAUCUAGAAAGCAUUGGAAGAAUUUGGUUGAAACAGACUGCUCACAUUGUAGUGACAUUGAUGAAAAUAGUAUUUCUAAGGUUGCAGCAAAGCGUCCCAAAAGAAAGUGUGUUAGAACAUUGAAAAAAUCUACCAAACGAUUGAAAAAUAUGGAAGAGGAUUCAGUUCUUGAAACUGACUGUACAAGUGAUGAGGUGACCCACCUAAAUUACCAGCCAGACGUUUAUGUGAGUGAAGGUGAAAAUGUUUCUGAAAGAUCUAUACAUGUGCAGAAUUUUGAAGACAUUUCUAUUGGAUCAAAUGGUGCUCAGAAUAGUCGAUAUGAGAUUAGAACUGCAGAAGAUUCAGCAGGAAAUGUUCUUGAUAGGGGGCCAACCGAAUAUUGGAGUGCUUUCAAUAAAAUACCUGAGAUGGAUGCAGGUUGUACAGAAGGCAGUGAAAGUGAGCAAAGACCUGGGGUGGUGACUGCAACACAAACUAUACAAAGAGAGAAGAUUGCUAAAUCCACAAAGCAAAGAAAAGAUUUAGACAAAGAUUCUGUAUUGUAUUCAACAUGGGGGCAUAACACUCAAGCUGAAGAAGACAUUGUUAGAAAGACUCAAACAAAGGCACAGAAGAGAAAGUCACAUAAAAGUGAUGUCUGUACUAAGACUGUAGAAGAAAAAAUUCUAGUUAAUUCAGGUUGCAGGGUUGGUAGUUAUGUUGAUGGCAACUUGGAGCGAGUGCAAGGAUCGAAGAUUUGUGAGAGCCACAAAAGUGUAAGAACAAGUGGAAAAUCUAUUGCCGAUAUUAAGGAUUUCCAAGGAAAUUCUUUGUUGUUCUCAAAUUACACACAAAAAAGUGUGGCUGAAGCUACUACUGUGGGAGAAAUUGCAGCAAAUACUUGUAAAAGGAAAUAUCUUGGGAAAGUAGAGCAACAGACAAUGGGUGUAAAGAAUUUUGAUGUAAAAUUAUUGUCAGAUAAUCAAACUGAAGAAAGGAAUUUGGUGGGUACCACAUCCAAAACUCAUCAUAGAAAAUAUGCAAAGAAGACUGAGAAACGUGCAGAACCUGUUAUGGACUUUGAAGAAAAAGCUGUGUUAGACUUUGGAGGUGUUGCAGAGCCGUCCCUUGAAGGUUCUGCAUUUUUUGCGUAUGAUUCAGACACACAAGAUGAAAAGAGUGCUGCUAACAUAUUUAACAUGGAAUGUGAUGUGAUGAGGAAGAAAGAAGGUAUUGUCAGAGGCCUUAAGAAGAAGAAAUUACCUCCAGAGAAGAUCACAGAAGUUUCUGCUUUCAGCAGUGCAGUACACAAUCGUAAUGAUGAUGACGUGGGACCACCUAUUAGUUCUGUCUGUGAAACCGACUUUUCUUCACUUGGGAAGCAGGUAAAUCCUCUUUCACCAAGUGUGGGGCAGCUGAAUCCGGAACCAUCUAGUGGGAUACUAUUUCAUCCUGAUUUAAAUACACAGUCCUUUAUCCCUCCAUUUAAGAAGGCCAGUGAGCCAGAAGUUUUGCAGUCAUUACGCAAAUUCAGACCAAAAAGCACAAACAGAUCAUUAGAAGAAAGUAUCUUUUCUCCAAAUAUGAUUGGUGAUGGAACGAGAAUGUUGUUUCGUGAGGGUAAAAUUUAUUAUACUGAAUUUGCACCAAUGUUAAGUACACUGAACCUUAAUCCACAUGUUGUACUUGAAGAUAUAGCAACAGUUUUGAAUUCAAGAGAAUGUGGUGGACCAUUUGAUACAUCUCAGCAGACAAAAAACUCUAGUGCGUUUUCUGAAAAAAACAGUAGCAGUCCUAAGAAGAGUCAUAGUACAAAAUUUACAACACCACCACAGUCCAAGAAAACAUAUAGCUCCUGCACUGGACUAAAAAAAAAGCCCAAUCGUAAACUGACUGACAGGGAAAUACUUGCCAAUAGUGUUCCUGGUUUAAAUAGUCUUGAAAUGAUUGUGCCUCCAUUCCAGGAGCCAACAGUGCAAGUUGUUCAGUUGCCAAGAAACCAUCCUUCAGGUAAUGCAUCAAAUAAUGAAACUAGUUCACUUCCUACUAAAGUGAACCAAAAAAUCGAGAACAGCUCCAACACCAGUGGAACAAGUCACAUAGAAGCAGCCUCAACAUCUGUAUCUCAAGAUCCAGCUUCACAGCAGUCACAAGUUACAAUAAACUCUGAAGAAAACAGAACCUCUCAGAAUUUGCCAUCCAGUUUCUCAGCUCAAAGUAACUCAUUAGCAUCACAUAAUGAAAAACAAAGAAGUUCGCAGCUAGAAGUGAAAUACUUAACAAAAGCAAGUGACGUUAAUGAAAUAUUACGCAGUACGCUUACAGACUGCUCAUCGCAGAGUCCACCGACAUCUGCUGUUGCACCAUCACUAAAUUCAUCAGGACCUGUUAAACAUAAAGUUAAAUCACAAAGUGAAGUGAAGUAUCUAACAACAACAAGUGAAGUAAACGAAGUACUUCGUAGUGUAAUUGCAGAAAACAGUCAGGGUCCGAUGUCCAAUUCGACACAUAUCAUGGGAUUGGUGAAGCAGAAGCCUAACACCAGAGCAGAGGCGAGGUUACUUGCUGCAUACGAAACAGCAAGAAGUAUUACGGCAAAGAAAGCCACAGAAGGUAGUACAUCUCUAGGAGGAAGAGGCAGUAUACUGAGCACACUGCAGGUUCCACCUUCCAAAGGACUUGUUGAUAUUAGUAUGCUUUCCAGUCUUAUUUCUUCUGGCACUCACCGAUACUUGGAAAAUUACCCUUCCAAAAAGGAAUCUUCUAAACCCCCAACAAAGUUAAAUUCACGCUCACAGGGCUCAAGAGUUUGUGUAUCUUCUUGUGAUAGCUCUCGUGCACAUAAUCUGCAAAACCAUAUGCAGAACUCGGCCAUCAUCAGAAGUGCACACACUGCUCAGUCAGAUGAGCAAAUCCCUGAACGGAUGUCUGUCCUUGAGGAAAGGUUAAAAAAAAGUUCUGUUGCUAGUGUAGCUGUUAAGUGUGAUACUACUAACCAAAGUGAAACACCAGUUUGUGCUUCACAGGUUGCAACUUUACCAAAAUUUCAACAAGCGUUUGGAAAGUCUAUAUAUAAUCAGACAGGCAGCAGUGGCAGUGGUGCUGGUGGGUGGCAGCAACAGCAACAGCAGUACCAGCAGCAACAGCAACAACAACAACAACAACAACAACAACAGCAACAGCAGCAGCAGCAAAAACAACAAAACAACAAUGGCAGCAGCAGCAGUAGUAACAACUGUAGCAGCAGUGGCAGCACCAACAGCAGUAGUAGUCGCUGUAAUGGCAGUGGCACCAACAACAGUGCUGUAGAAAAUGGAGCUAGUGAGCCUGCUACCACUGUAUCAAACACAGAAGAUGUGCAUAGUACUCAUGGCAUUGCUGGAGGCUCGCAGAAAAGUGAUUCAGAGCUGCAGUCCAUACCCAAAUCAUCAGUAAGUACACUUCAUUCAAAGGCAGUACAGACAACAAGCAUUAGUACUUUGGUGUCACUUUCAAAUCCAGUUUCAUCAGCUUUGCAAGCUGACUCUCUAAAUGUCUUGAUGACUACAGCUCUACACCUUAAUACAGCAUCUGUUCCUCAUGAAGGUUCUUUGCAAAAGUCACUUGCUACCACAUUUAAAAGGGCAACUAGAUCAUCUGUCCAAGCAGGACAGUGCCCGUCGUAUGACAUGCACCGUACAAAUGCCUCUGCUGUUACAGACAACCCUAUAUCUGGAAGUUUAGAUGGGAUAUCUAGUCAUACCUCAGAUAGUAACAAUGUGACACACAAAAAUUCUCUGCCAGUCUCCCGGUCGUCUCAGGUACCGACCACAACUGAUAGUACCAGUGCUCCUACACAAAAUCCAGUAGUUGCUGUCACCAAAGAUAGUAUUGUUAGAAGUAAUAAGAAUGCAUUACUGGCUGCUGCGCUGCAAUCAACCACACCUCUUAAACGAUCUUCUGUGAGUAGUGGUACGUCUUCCAGUUUGACCAGUAACAUAGAACAAGCUGCCAACAUGUGCAUUGCUGAAAGCUCUUCUUCAGAAGAUGAAGCGACAGAUGUUGGAACUCAGACUCAUAUUUCUUCAGUACAGCAGACCCAGAACUUUAAUGAACUUCGCAAGACUACUUCAAAACCUUUGUUGCAAACAUCUCACAAUUUAAGACCUGUUAUACAUAUUCCCAACAGUACUCUUGUUGGAGCAGCUAAUGUUACUGAAUUAACCAAUUCAGUUUCAUCACCUUUAAGACAGCAGCAGAUUGUCCAUUCUUUGUUAGGUCCUAGUUCCUCUGCUGUCACAAGGCUUCCACCACAGAAUGUGGCAGCAACUGAUGCGUUAAUAAGCCACAGUGCAAUCGAGCCAUCUGUAAGCUCAACAACACUGGAACAGCUGAGAGAAUUUGAGUCUGUUUUAGAGCAAGUUACAAACACAUCACAAAUGAAGGAGCGGAGCACUGCUGUGACUCAGAAUCAGCCGGACCUAAUUAAUGAAGAUCUUCUUUCUCAGUCAUCAAGCACGGUUGAAACGUCUUCGGAUUUCCCAAGUGCACCAAAUGAUGGUUCAUUCUCACAAGAUUCUUAUCCAUCAACUACAAUUACAACCCCACCAAGAGUUGGUAUAACUUUCGUUGCUCAGUCUCCUCUUCGAUCGUCGAGCAUUGCUGGAACGAGUGGAAAGAUUGCAUCUCCUGUAGUUGUAGUUACCAGUUACUGUCAGCCAGUUACAUCACCAGCUUUAAGUGUGACUUCACAGAGUUCUUCUAGUCCUUGUGUGACACCUGCACCAAAUCCUUCCAUAUCAAAUGGAAAACCACCACCAAAAUCCUCAAAAUCCAAAACUAAAUCUGUUAAGUCAAGCCCGUCAACGACAAAUUCUAAAUCUUCACCAGUUCCUAAACCACAGCAGAAACCUCAAGAAGAUGAAGUUACGGCUCAGCGUAUUUAUGCAAUACUUGAUGAAUAUGCAGAACAGCUUAGAAAUUCUCCAGAUUUGAAUAACAAACCUGCACCUCGCAGAAGAUCAAAUCCACCUACCAACCCAAGCCAGUCUUCAAAGCGAAAGAAGUCUUCCCAAAACAAGUCAAAACUUCUUGGGCAGCAGUCAUCUUCAUCAGCACCUGACAUGAGUCCUGGCACAGAUGAUCCAAGAACUAUGGGAAGUGAAGAUAGUUCUAGUGGUAUAAUGCAGCUUUCUCAUAUUCAGGAUUCACCAGCUUCAUCCGCCCAAGCAAGUGAUGAACCAGCAAGUUUAAGAUCUACUUCCACAGAAGCAUCUUCCGAAUCCUGCAAGCCAGUUGUGUCGGAAUCGGGUGAAAAUCAAGACUCUCGCCAACAACCACGUUUAAUUUUUGCUGAAGCAACAGGUCGUCAGGGAAGAGCAGUAUCUGUUCAGGAUGACAUUCAGUCUGCUGAGGUUGCUGUCUCUGGUAGUGCAACUGUUGUUGCAGGAAAAUCAGUAAUGGUGGGAAGCACAGCAGUACCAUUGUAUGUGCCAGGAAAUGUCCGUCAGGUGUUUCUACCUGUGACUCCAGGAUUGGCUGCACAUGUUCAAGGUCGACCAAUGGUUGUAUCAAAAGGAUCAAAAUUUAUAAGAGUUCAUCAAGUAACGGUCCCAGCUGGACCACUUCACCUCCACCAAGUGCCGGUCGUGGUGCGCCAGAUGUGCGUCAAUAAGCAGUCAUCAACUGUUGGUGCUUCAGUAUCUGUACUGACCCAGCCAUCUGUCAAACAGGUUAAGCGUCCACCUGCAAAUACUUCUCCAGAAGCUUUAUCAGGAGGAUUGGCACAGGCUUCUGUUCUACACCAGUUAAGCAGUCAGCAGCAAACAUCUGUUUCUGAUGUAUCUUCCAGUGCUACUCAAAGCUUAUCUUUUCCAGAGUCGAGUCUGGAUAGUGUAGGCACUACUAUUGCAGACACUGUUAUAAAAACUGAACCUAAUGAUGAUACCUCAUCAGUUUCAGAAGGCCAUAUAAUGUGCGAAGGUAGUCAGAACAGCCUACUUGAGACAAUAACAUCUGCUGCUAAUGAUGCUACUGCUCUAACGUCUCCAGCAACUACGUCUUCUGGUGUCAUAGCUACCACUACAUCUUCAGGACCAGGUGUAAACAUUUCCAGUGUUAUUUCAGCACCUGAAGAUAAACUGUAUCAAAGCUCUGAACACAGCACAGUAAAUGUGAAAGUAGAACCUCCAGAUCUGUCUAAUAACAGUAAUGAAGAGCAGAAUGAAGAAAACCAGCUGUGCAACAAUCACGAAGAAAGAUCUGUGUUUCGACGAACAUAUGCAAUUGUAAUUAAUCCACCAAUCGAUGUGCAGAAUUCACGAGUAAAUAGGGCUAUGCAACGUUUGAAUAUUGGCUUUACCAGACAUUCCACAGUAACUUCUAGGAAUGGUAACCAACCAGAAGCACUGAACAAAGAUUUUGCAUCAAGCAGAAAACCUCUUAAGACGGAAGCUGAUAGUAUGCUUAAUUCUGAAUCUGAGAGUUCUGAAUAUCAUUCGGAUAAUGCUCUUGCAACACAACUUAAUCAUUUCUCAAAACACAGUGGCAGCUUGACAGAAAAUGGUGAAUCUGGACAUUCUGUGAACAGUGUGUUGAACUGUCCACUACCUUCAGCAUUGCCAGAUUCAACAUACCAUUUGAGGAAAUUGGGUAAAAGCAGAGAAAGCAGCCAGCCAGCUGGAGGAUUCCAGAGCUCUACUCAAAAUACAAUUUGCACAAGUCCAUUAGAUGUGUUUCCAACUGAAAGUGCAACUAGCAUUCUAGAAGACUGCCCACCAAGAACUAUAGAGGAGAAUGGUUGUAGUGACAGUUUAUCAUCUUCUGAACCAAGUUUAACACAUACACUACUUUGUCGCAGAAACUCUCAGAGCCCUCAGAAGGUAAGCUUACAAUCUGAAGUGGGAAGGAAAAUAAGUUCAUGUGAUAAGAAUGGACCAGCUGAUAUUGAGCUGAAUGCAGCAGUUGAACACAUUGUGUCUGAAAGUUCCAAAAGUGCAAAUGAUCAGACACAAGGAAAAGAAGUUGGUGCAUCAAGUGAAGCUCAGCUAGAUUACUGCAGCGGGCCGUAUUCAUCCAUUAAAAGCCAACUGGACUAUAUUUCUGAUGGACCUUAUAGCAUAUCAAAGAUUGAUGGCUGUGAUACCCCAUGGCGUUUUGUUCCGCUUAUAAGAAAGGUUAAAGUAGCUAUACAACCAGUAACAUUAAAAAAGGAUACAGAAGAAAGUGAACCACUUGUUAGGAAUAUCCAUCUUUCAACUAAUUUGCCAGAAGUGGAAGAUACAGCAAAUGAACAGCGUGACUAUCUAACAGAUUCCAAGCUGGCUACAGUUAAUAGGAAGGCAAAUGUGAGUUCGACUGUUCUUACAACUUUCCGGAAAAAUGAUAUUCCCAGUACACGAGUAGAUAAAAGUCAAGGGAGUGACAGGGUACAGCAGAAAAUAGCUAGAGUUGAGAGAGAGUUAAAACUUCAGAAAAGUCUGUCUGAAGAAUGUGAAGAUUUAGGUGUUGAUGAGCCAAGUACAAGUGAUCUAUUUCCUGAAGCAGAUCUGUUAUUGGAUACGAAUUCGUCACCACCCUUUGAUCAGACACUGCAGGAUACAGCUUGUGGUCAUUGUGUUGAUGGUACAGAAACUUACUCUAAUUCAGCUUUUAAACCCCUCGAAUACUCUUCCAGUAGUCAGGAUGAUUCCCAGAACAGUUGUAUUUCUUCUGAUAUUCAUGAAUCAAACAACAGAUUUCGGCAAGGAAAGAAACGUAAACGUAGUGUCAAUAUUCCUAAUUUUGAUUGGAAGUAUACAGAAAGAAAAACUUUUUGUCACGACAUUGUCAGUAAAAUAUGUCAGAGUUCCCGUGAAACAUCCAGCAUUUACCAUAGUGGAAAUACUAUAAUAAAAGGUACGGGCAGUGGAAUCGGAUCACGAUCGUUGGAGGAUACUAGUGGAGGUUUCAGAGACACUCUGUCAGAUAGUGCACCAAGUAGCAGAUUAAAACACUCUAGUCCAGGAGCAGAUGCUGUCUUGCCUGAUGUCAGCACCUGUAAUACAAAAGAAGUGACUGAUAAUUUAAUGAAGGAUGCAGUUUGUGGAAAGAAGUUAGAAGGAUCAUUGCAGCAAACCCAUCCAUCCAACAGUUGCAUGAAAAGUCAAACAGUUACCACUGUGAACAGUAAAGGAGAUAUGGUCGCAAGUGCCAGUGAUAGCACUUUUUGUAGCUCAAGUGAAGACAGUGUCACAAUGUUGGAUACGUUCUCAACAAGUAUGAUAGUAUCAUCUCUAGAUGUAACAAUUCCCUCUCCUCUCCCCACAUUGCCAUCUGUCAUACAGUCUAAUGAUAAUUCCCAGGAACCACUUCCAUCUGCAACGGGAACUCAGAAGUACUCGAAUACAUACAGUAAGAGGCCCUCGUGUGAACAGGGCAGUAGUAAGCUACUGAAGCGUGCUCGUCUAAACCAGUCUGAACAGUAUUAUAAUGAACAUAUAGAUUCUCAGGAACGAUGGGAAUCAUCUAGUUCACAAGAGAAAGUUUGCGCUGAUGAUGAAGAUUCAGGAUCUCGUAGCAGGUCAGAAGAACAACCAAAUUCUGAUGUUGAUGUUUUAGAUAUAAGCAAUGAUGCAUUUUCAUCAUCACCGAGAUUCCCUUCCUUAAAUAUUACAAAUAGCACAGGUUCAAGUUCACAGUGUAAUGAAUCUAUAAUCAAGACAUUUGAGUUGAAUGGGAUUGAUAGAAUUUCACUUUCAAGUGCUAGUAUACAAGAGAAGCGGAUAUCUGCAAGGAAACUUGCUGAUCAUAGUGAGUCAGAAUGUCAUUCUUUAGACAUCAAGAAUAGCAGAAAUGUGGAACACGAUCAUUUCUGUCAUAAACAAAGUGUAAUACAUAUAAAUUCUUCAAAGACGAGAGCUUCGCAGCGUGGUCAUCUGAAGAGAGGCUGUCCAUGCUGUUCACUUUCAUCUCGCUCAUCUAAGAAGAAGAUGGAAGAGAAACCAGGAAAGAAAGGACCUAUGGGAAAGCAAACAAUAAAAGGUUCCUUGCCAAAGAAGAGAUAGUUGAUUUUAAAAACUCAUGUAAAUAGUUGUAAAUUCUGUGAAGAUUUGUAUUUGUUUUCUCAUUGGGUGCGACAGUCACAGAUAGUGAACUGAAAAACUGCCACAGUGUUUGUAUAGAAUUGCUUUUGCAUAUCUUAUGUAAAUAAGUGAGAUAGAUCCUAAUACAUGUUCAUGAAGCAUGAAACACAAAGCCAUAUUCUUUUUAAACUUUUAUUGUUUGCAUUCCCAAUGUUCUGAGUCAGAUAUGCAGUAAUUAUUCAUCCUUAACCUCAGUUUAAGCUAGUCAAUUUUCCUGUUAAUCUGAGGUACUCAGUAUCACUUUCUGCACUGUUAGUACAAAUUUUUAUGGUUAACCAUGCUUAUUCAGUCUUUCAGCAAAGCAGUUGUGUGUUUUCUUGAAAUUGGUAUGUGAGAAACUGCUUGGAGAUGCAAAUAUUCAAUAUGUUAUUUUACAUUCUUUUAUUUUGCAUUUGAUAAAUAUGUUGUGAGCUAAAUUGAUGUUAGCUGUAAGUUUGUGUGUGUGUGUGUGUGUGUGUGUGUGUGUGUGACUCAUGUUAUAGAGUUGUGACAAUUUGUGGAUGUGAGAAGAUAUUAGUAUUUUUUUAUUAAAUUUGAUUUAAUGAGUAAUGGGGAAAGUCCUUGCAUUCCUGUAUAUUAAUCAUUAUAUAAUCGCCUGAUGUGUUGAAAUUUGUGGGGUCACUGUUAGAGAAAUGGAAACAGAAUUGAAGUAUGGUUAAAUGAUAUGUGUACAAUUACCUUACAAUAUUAGGUAUGGCUUGUAUCAGUAUUUUAUUUUAUUAAUUUAUUUCAUAUUUGAAAGAGAUUUAUGUAUUCAGACAUUGUAUAAAUGAAGCUUUAUUAAACAUCUCAGAUUUUCCCACGAAGAGAGAAAUCUCUUCACUGUAAUACAGUGUGUCACAUCAGUUAAAAGCUACACUUUUAAGAUGAUUUGUCUCUUUCUGACGGUGUACCUUAAGUUUAUGAAAAGAAUUCGUAAUUGAAAUGAAACAUUUCAAAAGUAGGAUCCAGCUGUAAUAAUUUUCAUACACACAUUAUGCUGAAAACGCACAGUUAAUUUCCAAGAGGAGGUGUGGUUUGAUAAUUUAAGUGAGGAAUUUGUGUUGUGUGUACUAUAGAAAAUACUUUUUAAAAGUUUCCCAAACAUAACAUUCAUCAAGUGCAUUGUUUAGUAUAAUAACGGGAUUGAAUUUUGUUAAACAUUGUCGCUCCAUAUAGAUUUACCUGAUUUUUUUACUGCGAUGCAAAAGGCAAAGUAUUUAUUAGUUGAGCAACUAUUAUUUAACAUGGAAUAUUUGUACAAAUUUGCCACCUCAUUCUUAUGUUGUCGUUUUUCUGUGUGCCUGUUAUGUACUAAGAGAUUAUUCUUCCCCUACAGAUAAACCUAAAGAUAAACAAAAAGUACAACUCUCUCUCUCUCUCUCUCUCUCUCUCUCUCUCUCUCUCUCUCUCUCUCUUUGUAAUGUGGUUGCUUUCUUUUUGUUUUUGUUGUGUGAUUGUCCAUCCCCUCAGCUGUCUUCUUACCUCUUUCUCCACUUAUUCUUCCCUCUGAAAGAAGAGAAUCAGUCCAAAACAGCCCUGUAAAUUAUUAAAUAUUACUUACACAGUUACAGUGGCAUUAUUAUUUCUAAAAUUAUUACUUGUGUUUUCAUUUGAGUUAAAUAUGAUUAACAAGUUUACUCGGUAAAUCUUGUAGAUUAUUAAUUGGAUUUUGUAAACAACCUAUUAAAUGCACUGGAAGAUUCUACAAGAGAACUACCAUAACCAUAAUUUGGAAGUAUUAUCCAUAGUAUUAGGCAAUCUUCAUAAUUAUAAAACUUGAAGUACAGCAAAUGAUUUCAGUUGCAAGUUACAUGUUGUAGAUUGACUUUAUUUCAUAUUAAAAAUUUAUUAUUAAUAUUGAUGUGCAUAGUGAAGUUAAUUUCCAUGCACUUAUAUAUAGUGCCAACGUUGUAGUAAAACAUGCUCAGAAGAAAGUACUUCUAGGUGUACUGUUUUAUUUUGCCUCGAAUCACGUAAAAAUAUGUCCAUAGUGACAAUGAAAAGAGACCUAGGCCUAUGAAGUGCUUACAGUUAACCUGCAGAAAAAGUUAGUAACAACGAGGUGUGUGUAAAAUCUGCUCAAGAAGAUAGGCUCUCUCUCUCUCUCUCUCUCUCUCUCUCUCUCUCUCUCUCUCUCUCUCUCUCUC
This is a messenger RNA of Schistocerca serialis cubense, 13894 nucleotides long. RefSeq lists its product as uncharacterized. Lineage: Eukaryota; Metazoa; Arthropoda; Insecta; Orthoptera; Acrididae. The record is from RefSeq and is a predicted model, not a curated record.